Molecule: messenger RNA, 8103 nt
Organism: Chara braunii
Lineage: Eukaryota; Viridiplantae; Streptophyta; Charophyceae; Charales; Characeae
Source: the annotation of a GenBank genome assembly
UUAUGCCCAAAAGCAAAACAUAGUUAAUCAACCACAAGUGACUACCAUCCCCUUUGAUUCAGAAUCCUUUUUUGUCCUUGAAUGAAUGUCAAAAGCGGGACUACGGGGACAACGAAUUCCUCUCGUACUGGAAGAAAAGCUCAGUAGGACCAUUGCCCUGGUCCCAGGAGAAGGCACAAACGCACGAGCAAGCGGAGGAUGCCAACCUCAUAGUGCAGCGGCAUUUCGCCAUGAGAUGGCCAUGGGGAGCGCGACUGUCGUCAAUGGGGCAAGACCCGAGCAUGGGAUAGGUGAACAUAUGCUCAGUGCCAUUGACCUGGAUGGAAUUCCCCUUUCCCCCACUACAAAGGCAUGGUUGAAGAGAGUUCUUUAUAGCAAUGCCAGUGGAGGGGAGUUCGGAGGAGGAGGAAGAGUGGGAGUAGGGAAAAGAGGAGGUGCUGGAGGCGGCGGCGGCGGAGGAGGUGGAGAAGGAGGAGGAGAAAGAGGAAGAGGAGGUGGAGGAGCGGCAUCAUUAGCAUGGGAAAAAGCCGCAGAAGCUGGGGGAGAAGAAGCAGCAGCAGCAGUGGCAGGGGUUGAAGCAGCAGCAAUAGCAGCAGCCAGAGAAGGAGAUGGAGGAGAAGAAGCAGGAGGAGCAGCAGCUAAUGAGCAGCGACUCCUGCCUAUCGUCUUGCGAUCUGCGCCAGCCACACAGACUGGAGAAGGUUGGGCAGGGGGGAGGGGGAGUGGGGAUGUUCGUCACGAGCAGUGUAUUUUCCCCACUGGGAUAAGCUCUUGCCAGCAGCCCAAUGUUCAGGACAAGAACUUGCAGACCAUUGGUGGCGAAAGUCUGACGGGAGGAGUCGAUCCCAACAGAUCUCAGUCAGUAAAUGAGGGACCAGGAACAGAUCCAACGGCUGUCGCGUCUGCUCAAACACACCAUUCAUCCCAGUUUACCCUUGCAGCUGCCAAGCUUGAUGUAUCAGGGGUCAAUUCCAAACAGGUGGCUGUGACUUCAACCACUGGAGAGCUUGCAGCUGCAGCAACUGAUGAAAGGGCGCAUGAGUCGGCUGUCAGCUUGCCACGGGCAAGCAGCAGUUUGGUGCCACACCAUAUUGCCAAGCUAAACUCAGGAAACAUCUAUCCGCUCUACAGCUGCGACAGCCCAGAGUUUGUGGUGUCAGGGCAGGGACAUGGCCGGGCAAAUGAUCCUUCGUCUGUGCGUCAGCCAACUCAAAGAGUCCUGGCAACUUUGCAUUGUCAGAAGUCCCCAGAAAAUUGUUCGAUUGGUAUGUCAGCUAGCCAUUCAUGCCCCGAGCUCCCGCUCCACUGGCAGAACAUGCGCCUUCUGCCGCUGUCUGAUUUGGGACACCCUGCGGGGGACGGCAGCCUGUUAGAAGAAGUUGCCUCCUACGGGGACGGGAAAUCGUCACCAUACCCUGGGCGGGCGCAAACAGGGAGAUGCGUGUCAGCACUAGAUCACAGUGGACGUCGAAUAGAUCCCAUUUGUCAAAUCGAUGGCAGAGAAUCGAGGUUAUCAGCAUCGAACGCGUCAUGCGGAAGGGUGCAUGAUCAGAAUACGAGUCCGCCGACUAGCCCAAAAGGAGUAGUCGACUCAGGUGUACAUAUAGUAACCCUAGUCGGAACCUGUCAACCAGCAAGCCCAAGCCCGACCGCAUACGCUGUCAUUGAGGCAAGCAACAAGAAGGGAGCAGCUGCAGCGCUUCCUGAAGUGUCAGGGAACAGCCAUGUGGCUACGUUUCCUGGUGGCGGAAACGGAGCUGGUUGCGCCACAUGUAGGCGCCAGCCUUUGAUCCCUCUGGGUAGAAAGAUCGAGGAGGUUGUUGCGGAGCGCGCUGGUGCAAUCACAAUGUUGGGCCAGGAGCAAGGGAUUGGCGGGGGGCUGGGCAGACAAGGGGCAUGGUUGGCGAACUUGAAUGCAGCCCCUGGUCAAGAUCAGGGAGCCGGGACCAUACGUGGGAGGCUUCAUUCUCUUAAUCUUGCUUCAAUUUUGGAUUCUGAGCCGGUUCAUUUUGGCGAUACCAGGGAGGAGAAACUGAGAUCUGAGUUGUCUGCCUUUAAUGGGUUUCAGGCUGAAGGCGGCGGUGCCGAACAGGUGCGAAGGCCGAUGGCUGUCAAAACGCCGCGUAUACCUGAGGACGUUCUCCGGGGUGACAUAGAGCGCGUCGUGGAAGCAGAGGCCGCUCUCUCAUGGGGCCACAUCCAUAAGGCUGUGUCAGAACAAAGGGUGCUCUUACAGAUACCCCCCAAACUGCUGAAUAAAUGCACUCAAGCAGUGGAGAAAGCAAGGGAGCAGGAGUUUAAGCAACAAAAGUCCACGAAGAGACUCAGUGGUGAAGGCCCAGGCCUGCUGCUGCGGAAGCGAUGGUUGGCGAAAGAUGCGGGCUGGGCAUUCUUGUUCAAUGAGGACCCGGUACGAGCCGGGAUAGGAAAGGGAGGAAGAAAGAAGGGCAUGAGUUUGGGGUUGCUUCUUGCUCCUCUCAAUGCAAAGCAAUGGCUUGUGGAAUGCCUAGCAAGCAAGGGGGAUGCCGAGGUGGCAGCUCUCCUCGAGGAGAUGGGCUCAGCCCCUCAGUUAGCUCCGGAGGUGUUGCGAAUGGCCAAGUCGGAGUGGAUGAAGAUGCAGACAGAUAAGCCUAAUCCAGCGCAGCAGGUCAACGUGGUGUUCCAGCAGGAGCAUGGCAGGAAGGUGGCACCAUUCACACAAAGGAAGUCGCAGGCAUCGCUGGCGCUAGACACCCUUGAUCAGGACAUUUACCUUCUGCAACGAGUACGCCAUCUGAUCUUGCGAUACACCGUAAAAGAUUUUGGUGCAUCCAAGGGUGGUGGAUGGCCUGGAGGAGGAGGAGGAGGUGGUGGGAAGAAGAGAGAUGGAGACGGCACAGUGGCAUCUUUGAAUGGGAGAAGGCAGCCUUUGGUGGAGGCCCUACCACCAAAUGCGAGUGCCGAUUUUGCUGCAAAUGCUGGCGGGUAUGAGGAGUCCGAUUCACGGGUAAGGGAAGCGCCUGUGGGGAGUCGCCACGAGGGUAUCGAGGGAGCCACGGUGGCUGAAACAGAUGCACUGGUUGCAACACCAAGUGGAUCAGGUAUCCAAUUGCAAUUGCCAGCAGUUGGAGGGGGAAGUAGUGGCUACUUGGGACAAAAGAAACCGCCAGGUGGUGCGACGCUAGGAGCAGUAGGCGGCAAUGCGAUAGGAGGACCUGGGGGGGCGGUCUUAGGAGGGAUGGGUGGGCCGGUGUUAGGAGGGAGCAGUGGGGCAGCAUUUGCUGGGAUGAAUUUUAAGGGAAGGGAGAAAUUUGAUGGGUUUCGGUGGCAAGGGCGGAGGAGGAGUGAGCGAGGAUCCAUGACCAUGGCUAUGGCAAUGGCCGCAUCGUCGAUUCCGCCACCAACUGGGCCUGGGCCUGGCAAUGGGGCACCCUAUGCAGCACCUGUCUCCGUGCAGCCACUACUCGGCGACUCUGGAGGAAGAACUGGCGUGACUGGACGGGAAGAGUCUGUGCCAAUCAACAGCAUGGAGACCGGACCGGGUGGCGUCCCGGAUAUGGCAUCAGGGAGAUCAGAUGAUGAGGGCACUGGGUUGGCAAAAGAAGGACCUACCAGCUUCUUGGCGCAGCCUAAUCUGUUGGUCCGCCAUGGAAGCUUGGUACCAAAGGGUGUUGCCGUCCCAAAGGAGAGGGGUUCGAUCUUCCGUAACUGGGGAUUUCAUAAUCAACGGUCAGCGUCACUUCCAAAUCUGCCAUCUUACAUUCCAAUCCAUGAUUACAUCAUCAAGACCUCUGUGGUACAGCCACAGGUAUCAAGUGCUUCUGAGUACAAGACAACAUAUAGCGCAAUAGACAAGCGAUGGUAUACUGUUCUGUUCCCCGCCUUGCAGGUGCAAGUUCACUGUGAAGAGCGAGGAGACCUGCUGCUGCAUGUAUGGCGACAAAUCAUCAGGGUUUUUAAUCAGGUGAUGAUGUUCGCGGAGCCGAAGAUCGACGAUGCAGAAGCUGAGCGGGCACAAAUGCAAAACAAACUGGAAGAAUCAAGGGAGCAAAUUAAGAAGCUCCAGGAAGGCAUUGAGAAUGCCGAACUGAGAGUGGCAGAAGUGCAAAGGCAGCUCCAGGAAAAUGAGGUGGCACUCGCACGCAUGAAUCGAUGUACUCUGUGCCGCAUAAAAACCUUUAAUCAGAAGGUGGAUUCUUUCAUGAAAAGGCCCGUGCGCUCACGCGGAUCUCGCCGACAGGACCAGGAUAACGACGAAUGGUCCAUGUGGGGAGGAUUGCGAACAAGGUCGCGGGGGUCCAGAGGAAGCACAUCGAGAAGGGGGGGGAGAGAAACUCGCGAGGGCCGUUCUCGGGGCAAGGAUUCCGAUGGAGUUUGGGGAGAUGAGAAGAAGGAAGGUGGCGAUUCGCCGGAUCGCGGGGACGAAGCAAUGCCAGUUUUCGGGAAGCAUAUGGAAGGUGGUGUCAGUCCCAGGGUUCAAAGGAAUGCACUCGGAUAUCGCGAGGCCCUAGGAGAUGAUACUGUAGGAGAUGAUAAUAAGGGUACAAAAGUAUCGAACGAGGCCGUAAAUGCAAACCAGGAGCCGUCAACCAGUGGAGAAGGAAGCAAUCAAACAGGAGAGAAAGCUGAUGUACCGUCGGAUGUUAGUCCGAAGAACCGGGAGGCGAUUAGCAGUGAUGGGGAGAACAACGCGAUAAAGGAGGAAAAAGUGAAUGCAGCAGGAAAUGAGGCACAGCCAAGUUUGACAGAUGAAGGCAAAGCAGGUGGGCACAAAGGUGGAGAAGCGGUAACACCCCUGAAGAGUCCGCAGAUGACGACGAAAUCUCUCUUAGCUGAUAAUCUUAAGAGUAUGAAGCAUAGCCAAAAUAAUAAUAACCCUAUGGGAAUGCAAAGCAUCCUGGAAGAGAUCAAAAUACCGGCUGCAAAAUUGCUGUAUGGAAAAGAGGGAGCACAAUCUCAUGGAAAAGAAGGUCGAGAAACGUCCCCCCAUGUCAAAGAUGUAAGCAAAGAGAAUUUGGUGAACACGGAUGCCGAUGAGAUUCUGAUGAGGAGAAGACUUGAGUCCCUUGGCAGCAUGGAGGGCAUUGGGGAGCCGUUGACGAGGCGAAGGGAAAAUUGGGAUUACCAAGAAUGGUAUGAUGACGCAUCAAUGGGCACAUCCCAUCUGAAAGAGGAAAUCCGUCAACAUCGCGAUGAUCCAACCGAUGAAUCUAAGGCUACGGACACAGACAUGGCCCAAUCUAGUAUAGAAUCUCCUGUGCAAAAGGGAAGAGGAAAGAGGAAGAAGAGGAGAAGUAGUGUGAUGGCGACACGGCGGCUCCACCCAGCUGCGUCCCCAAAAGAGGGUGCCCACCCAAAAGAGGGUGCACAACCAAAAGAGGGUGCACCCCCAAAAGAGGGUGCACCCCCAAAAGAGGUUGGCCCCCCAGUUAGUAAGAAAGAGAGAGUAUCUCCCACAACUUUUGCCAUGAAGGAGAGAGUCCCCCCCCCCCAUCUUGCUGUGAAAGAGAGUGUACACCCCCCCCCUCUCGCUGUGAAAGAGAAUGUCUCCCCUCGUCCCACAGAUAGGGGGGGCAGAGGAAGAACAGUAGAACCAGAAGAAGACGAAGACUUGGAGAGCAGCGCUCAUGAAGAUUCUGGAAGCCCAAGAGGCGGAGGAAAGGGGAAAGAUGGCCCGCGAACGGCUCGCCGUCGUCAGAAGACUGAUGGUUUCUACGUGCAUGGGGGCCGUGCAUUUGUUCCCUUGGGAUUUGCAAAGCUGACGCACCCAGUUAAAUAUGUCAAGGCAUUCACCCCAAAACAAGUGUCGAAGCUCUUGACGGGUAUUUACCAAGCAAAAAUUUGGAUUGAUGCCAGCGAUGAUGCAAACAACUGUGAGCGCUUGACAUGCCGAGAGUUUCUGUAUGACCACAUGCUCAAUCUUUACGGACUGAAAGGCCUAGCCGAGGCAGCCGUUCAUGGGCUUCUUAAGACCGUUCGGAGGCUAAUUGACACAUAUGAAGUGAACAGAUACCACAAAUCGGGAUCGAGGGACACUUCCGCAGGGGGGAUAGGGUCGGGAUCGAGGCUAGAAUCAGGUUCGGAUGUUGCGUCGAAAUCAGAGCUAGAGACAGGAUGGUGGGAAGAUUCCGGAUCGGGGAUAGGAACGGGAUCGAGGAUAGGAUCGGGAUCGGGGAUAGACUCGGAAUCGGGGAUAGGAUCGGGAUUGGGGAUUGGAUCUGGAUCGGGGAUUGGAUCUGGAUCGGGGAUAGGAACGGGAUCGGGGAUAGGAACGGGAUCGGGGAUAGGAUCGGGAUCGGGGAUAGACUUGGAGUUGGGGAUAGGAUCGGGAUCGGGGAUUGGAUCUGGAUCGGGAUCGGGGAUUGGAUCGGGAUCGGGGAUAGGAUCGGGAUCGGGGAUUGGAUCUGGAUCGGGGGUAGGGUCGGGAUCGGGGGUAGAACCGGGUUGGGGAUUGGAGUCUCGUUCAAGGUCGGCGACGGGAGCGGGCGGAGUCGACGGGAUCGGGGGUGGUGACGAACUCGGGGAUGGUGACGGUGGGACAGGAGGGCUGCUUGUUUCAUGGGAAGAUUCCGGAUCGGGGAUAGGAUCGGGGUCGGGGAUUGGAUCGGGAUCGGGGAUUGGAACGGGCUCGGGAAUUGGAACGGGGUCGGGGAUAGGGUCGGGAUCGGGGGUAGAACCGGGCUGGGGAUUGGAGUCUGGUUCGAGGUUGGCGACGGGAACGGGCGGAGUCGACGGGAUCGGGGGUGGUGACGAACUCGGAGGUGGCGACGGAUUAUAUCCUGAAGAGUUUGGAGAGCAGGACAUGUACAUGUAUCUGAAACUUUUGCAUAAGGCAGGUCAGAAGGCUGGCGCUCUUCUGCCAGAGGCAGAAGAUGGAUCGCAAUACAUCAACAUCGCCUUUAUCUCCCCUCUCAUCACAGAGGACCCAAUUGUUGUAUCGCGACUGGGCGGCAUCGCUAAUGCUCAAGAUCUUGUUGACAAGGUGGUGGCAGAACAUGCACUCACUGAUAAGCCUUCAACUGAGCCAAGGACUGUAGUAAAAACGCCAGAGACUGGAAAGAUUGACUGGGAUCUUCUCAUGGAGAGCAUACUGAAGGUCAACCCCACGAAAGUGUUGAACUGGAGGGUGCCAAGAAACCGCGAGAACCACCUACGUGUGUCAUUGUCAAAGGAAAAGAUCCAUGAGCUUGAGCUAAUGAUGAAGGCCGGCAAUCUCAACCAGGACGACAAUGUGAGCAUGGAGGAUUUUGUCGAAAUCAUUAACACUGCCGACCCUGGCAUAACAGACCCUAUGAUAGUCAGAAUGUACAAAGAGGCACUGAUGAUGCUCCAGUCCCAAGUCAAGAAGAUCACUCCAGGAGCACUUGCGAUGAUUGCGCAUGCACACGGAAUAACCGCCUCAUCACAAACUACGUUCAAGGUGCUCGCAAGGACAUGGGAAAAGGCGCAAGCUGAGAUAAACUGGCCAAAACUCACAAAGCCAAUGCGAUCAGAAUUUGUGGAGCGCAUCGGAGCUUUCAACAACCUUCUUCAGCAGAAAGAGGAUGUUAGCGGAGCACUAGAAGCCUUCCACGAAAUCGUGUUGAAGUUCUGUAAGAAGACGGCUGACAGAAAGAGCACCCCAAAGACGCCUUUGUCAACUUAUCGUAAACAAAUUAUCGAUAAGGGCAAUGAUGCCAAGGGUACGACAGGGGUGCCACCAGGUCAUCAGGGCCAACCUGAAGGCGGUUGUAGCAUUGAAUCUGUUGAUCAAUCAACCAGGGAGAACGCAGAUGAGGUUAUCUCAAAACUGCCAGCUGUAAUGGAGACGAUGGCUCAGAUUCAGAAGCCAGCAAUGGUGCGGCGGAAAUCGUUAGCCGGGCUUGAAUUGCCACCAAGACCAGAGGUUCCCACAGAGAUAAAGGAAUCAGAUGCACAGGAUCUGAAAGAGAGGAUGGGAUAAAGAGAAGCCUAUAUAUAUAUAUAUAUAUAUAUAUAUAUAUAUAUAUAUAUAUCGUUUGUUGUCCUCUUAUCUCUCUCUGCCUACGGUUUUACCGGUGACAAUAUAUAUAUAUCGUCAAAUAGAACUGCCCGGUAAACCGUAGGCAGAGAGGGAGAAGAGGACAACAAACGAGGGGCUGUGAC